AUGUCUCUGAAGGUUCAGACCAGCAACGUCACGAACAAGAACGACCCCAAGUCCAUCAACUCACGCGUGUUCAUCGGUAACCUCAACACAGCGGUGGUGAAGAAGAUGGAUGUGGAGACCAUCUUCUCGAAAUAUGGCCGCAUGCUGGGCUGCUCUGUGCACAAGGGCUACGCCUUUGUCCAGUACGCCAGCGAGAGGCAUGCCAGUGGGGCUGUUAUUGGGGAAAACGGACGAAUGCUGGCGGGACAGACUUUGGACAUCAACAUGGCGGGGGAACCCAAGCCCAACAGACCCAAAGGGCUGAAGAGGUCUGCCGCUGCUCUCUACAGUGGGUACGACUUUGAUUAUCACUACUACAGAAAUGAAUUAUAUGGCAGGCUGUUUGAGUACAGGGGCAGAGUGUCGCCAGUGCCUCGAGUGGUGCCAGUUAAGCGGCCUCGCAUGGCCAUGCCCCUGGUGCGCCGGGUCAAGUCUUUGCCCGUCAAGCUGUUGGCACGCGCUUCAGUCCUCCCCGGCAGCACCAUCAAGCAGAAGUCGGUGAACUCCAACGAGCUCCAGGAUAUCAAAUCAGAGCUGACUCAGAUCAAGUUCAACAUUGACGCGCUGCUCGGCCGACUGGAAAGGAUCACAGAGGACAAACACAUCGCUGCUGAGCUACGGAAGUCAGAGGACAACAAGAGUGAGGUGUUUCAGGACGAGUCAUGCUCAGACACAGAGGAGCUGGUAGACGAGCCCCAUAACAGUGAUGUGGAGGAUGGGGAGGAGGACGUCACACAGAAUGAGUGUGAAGAUGACGACAUGGAAAACAACCACCUAUCAGAAAUGGACUCCAUCCUGCAAUAA
This is a messenger RNA of Salvelinus namaycush (lake trout), 843 nucleotides long. It is a transcript of the gene raly, whose product is annotated as RALY heterogeneous nuclear ribonucleoprotein. Gene Ontology annotation, cellular component: nucleus. The transcript has 7 exons. The coding region runs from base 1 to 843 and encodes 280 amino acids. NCBI's taxonomy places the organism in Eukaryota, Metazoa, Chordata, Actinopteri, Salmoniformes, Salmonidae. Gene Ontology annotation, molecular function: RNA binding. The record is from RefSeq and is a predicted model, not a curated record.